UUAAGGCUGGCGUCCCAUGAUCCGCAAUUUUUUCCGGACCCGGAGAUCCGGAAUCUAGUUAUUUUUCACAGCGCCAAUCAGAGGCGUUCCGGUCAAACUAUUUGCGGGACGUUUAUAUCCCCGUGUCACAUGAAGCGCAUUUUACGUGGACGGAACGUUCACGGAAGCGUCGCCGGCGAAUCAAUAUGUUUCCUUUCGGCGCUGAGUUCAAAAAGUAGUACUGUGAUUGGAUACCAGCAAUUCCGGCGGAGUGAAUUCCGUGCCGUGGGACAAGGGUAGUUAAAAAUAACGGAAAUUAUGUUACCCAUACAUACAAGCAUACUAUAUAUGUGAUCACGCUUCGUCAGGGCGAUUUUGUAUACAUUUCAUCCAAGAAACAUAUGUAAAUGCAAAACAUACAGUGAAAAUACAGCAAAAAUGGAUUCUGAAACUGUGUUGUUAUAUAUUGGAACUAUUUGGGUUAAGUGGAAAGCAGUUAAGAACAUCUGGCAGAGAGAAGUUAUGCGCCGUAAAUUGUUAAGUUUAAUUCAUAUUUAUGAGACUUUGAACCCAGAGAGAGGUGAUUGCCAACGAAAUUUCUGGGUCCGCCCAAUAUUCACAACAGAAUGCCGAUUACGACAGGGUGCAAGUGACAAUUUGGUCAAAGAAAUGGAAUCAGCUGACAAAGAGAAAUACAUCAAUUACUUUAGAAUGACACCGGAACUCUUUAAUAAGUUAUCUACUGUGCUGGAACCUGGCCUAACAAAACAAACUGUGGUUCGUGACCCGAUUCCUGCCAGAACCCGAUUGGAAAUUACCCUUCGUUAUUUAGCAUCGGGCGACAGCAUGAUGUCAAUCUCUUAUGCUUUUCGGGUUGGACACAACACCGUUUCCAAAAUUGUAAAAGAAGGUUGUGACAAAAUAUGGAACACUUUGAAGGAUUCAGUAUUUUUGACGCCGAAUGUAAAUAAUUGGAAAGCAAUAGCUGAGAGCUUUAAUGAAAAGUGGAACUUCCCUAAUUGUAUAGGAGCUAUUGAUGGCAAACAUGUAGUACUGCAAGCACCACCGAACAGUGGUUCAAUGUACUACAACUACAAGGGGACUCACAGUUUGGUCUUGCUAGCAUGCAGCGAUGCACACUAUCGGUUCACUCUGAUCGACAUCGGUGCUGAAGGACGCCGAAGCGAUGGGGGUAUAUUCCGGACUAGCAAUAUUGGCAAACGAUUCGAAGAGGAUUCACUUCAACUUCCUCCGCCACAAUCUGUUUAUGGCAGCAGUGGACCAAUUUUGCCUUUUGUAUUGCUCGGCGAUGAAGCUUUCCCACUGUCUAAAUAUAUGAUGAGACCAUAUCCCCGGAGUUCUGCACUAAAUAGAACGAAAAAGGUUUUUAAUUAUAGGCUGAGCAGGGCACGAAGAGUGGUAGAAAGUGCAUUUGGAAUUAUGUCAGCGAAGUGGAGAAUUUAUCGUCGGCCAAUUAUUGCAUCCAUGUCCACCGCAACAAAAAUUGUUCAAGCAACAUGCUGCUUACACAAUUACAUAAUUUCACAUGAAGCUGAAAUGCCCACUGCACAGAGAUUUUACUCCAUCCUAAGCACCGAAGAACGUAGCGCCGGUUCUUAUGCCCUCCGUGACAUAGAAAAUGCUGGUUUGGCAUCACACAGCGUUCAUGCAACACGAGUCAGGGAGCAAUACGCGAAUUUUUUCGAAGGUGAGGGUGCAGUGCCCUGGCAAUGGGAGAGAGUCAUGAGGAACGACUUCUAAUAUAGUAUUUUUUGUAAUAUAGUAAUUUAACAUUAUGUAUCUCUAACCUGAGUAAAGACUGAUCGACUCGCAUAUA
Messenger RNA from Athalia rosae (coleseed sawfly), 1816 nucleotides. RefSeq names its product protein ANTAGONIST OF LIKE HETEROCHROMATIN PROTEIN 1-like. Bases 418 to 1740 code for a protein of 440 amino acids. The transcript has 2 exons. Lineage: Eukaryota; Metazoa; Arthropoda; Insecta; Hymenoptera; Athaliidae. The record is from RefSeq and is a predicted model, not a curated record.